Helianthus annuus (common sunflower) is the source of this 1242-nucleotide messenger RNA. RefSeq names its product squamosa promoter-binding-like protein 13A. Gene Ontology annotation, molecular function: DNA binding. The record is from RefSeq and is a predicted model, not a curated record. Bases 415 to 1092 code for a protein of 225 amino acids. Gene Ontology annotation, cellular component: nucleus. The transcript has 3 exons. Lineage: Eukaryota; Viridiplantae; Streptophyta; Magnoliopsida; Asterales; Asteraceae.
GAAACUUAGAAUACUGCCAAGUGCAGUGCCAUCUCUCUCUAUGAACCAUUUUUCCUUUAGAAAACUUUACACCAUCCCCACAAAAUAUCUCUACUUUCAAAGCAUUAUUAUUGAUGAUCAACUCCCACUCUACAUACUCCAAGAUGUGCCCAUGUUAUGUUCGAUGAAAUGUCCCAGAGAAGGAGACCCAUAUUCAACUUCUUGCCUCUUACCUUUUAGGAAACCCGUUGACCGGCAGUCUUCGAUCAUCUCAAUGAAGUUGAAAUGCUACUUUUCUUUCUUUUGUUGUUUACUUGAUAGCUGUUGAUUCUUGUAAAUUGUAAUGGGUUGUUUUAAUUAUUAAGGUUAAGAAGAUAAUAUAGUGGAAUUUGAAGAGUAAUUGAUAGUUUUAAGGAUACAAUUAGCAACUCCAAAAUGGCAUUAUCACCUUCAGGAUCAUCAUCCACAGUCAUGUGCCUGGUGGAUGGGUGUGCAGCAGACCUUAGUGAGUUUAGAAAGUAUUACCAGCGUCAUAAGGUUUGCGAAAACCAUUCCAAGAGUCCACAGGUUUCGAUCAACGGCCAAAUCCUACGAUUCUGCCAGCAAUGCAGCCGGUUUCACCCGUUAGAGGAAUUCGAUGAGGGAAAAAGAAGUUGCAGAAAGCGUCUUGAUGGGCAUAACAGACGAAGAAGAAAGCCUCGACCGGAGCUUCAUUCUGCCCCGACCCAUGGAACCACUAUGUUGCAGUUUGCUGGUCAACCGGCACAAGCGCACCCGCACCCGCACUUACACCCAACCAUGGCUCUCACCAACCCCCUAUGGAGUGGGGUUGUUGACGCUCCAGCUUGGGUGGACCACUCGAACUACGCUCCCUCUCUUCUGUCAUCUUCGGUCACACCACCACAGGCAUCUAUUCCAACCAUGGGUCAUGUGAUGCACCCCCAGUCUGAAUCUGGUUCAGCCUCUUUAGCAGCAAGUCCACUGGAUCAAGGACCGAGUUAUGGUGGUUCGGAAUUUGAUCUUGAUGUGGGUUGGGGUGGUAUGACCGAUACAGAUCCUCACCGUGAUGAAUCGUUUGAUCUGCAAACACACCCCUUUUAUUGGCAAUCUUAGUGACUAUCUUUGCAUUGUGUUUUUAGUUGGAAUAAAAGAUGUUCAGUUUAGCAUGUUAUUUAAUAAGUGAUUUCGUGCUGCACAUAAGUAGCAAAAGUGUCGGAAACCAUGUCCUCGGAUUCAAUAUAAAAAAGGGGGAAUUGCAUUUUA